Prunus armeniaca (apricot) is the source of this 696-nucleotide messenger RNA. The record is from the annotation of a GenBank genome assembly. NCBI's taxonomy places the organism in Eukaryota, Viridiplantae, Streptophyta, Magnoliopsida, Rosales, Rosaceae.
AUGCAUGCAUGGCUGCACGAAGAUUUUGAUUCUCUCGCACAAUCUCUCUGGCUCCAACAACCAGAAGAGAUGAAGAUGAGUGAUGAUGGAGAGGGUUUGGCGGACCAAGUGAAAAGAGUGCAUGAAGAAGUGAGGGCAGUUAUAAAGGGUAGUAAUGAAUCGUCUGCAGUCGCUGCCAAUCAACACCGAAAAGUCAAAGAUAUUGAAGAAGGUGACAUUGUUUUGGUGCAUUUGAAGAAGGAAAGAUUUCCAAAAGGCACAUACCAUAAAUUGAAGUCCAAGAUGUUUGGGCCAUAUAAGGUGUUGAAGAAAAUGAGCUCAAUCGCUUACAUGAUAGAGCUGCCACCGGAUCUCCAGAUUAGCCCAUAUUUCAAUGUCUCUGAUUUGUAUUUGUUUGAGGGAUUUGAUGAAGAAACAAUUUCAAAGGAGGCACAAAUCCAGCAACUUCCAAAGGCACAACCAGAUAUUGUUGAGGAUGUGUUGGAUGUCAAAGAGGUGACGUCAAGGAGGGGUAACCAAUAUAGGCGGUUCUUAGUGAAAUGGUUGGGUAAGAAUGCUACUGAGAAUACUUGGAUUGCUGAAUGUGAUUUAAAGAGGAUUGUUCCAGAGAGAUAUGCUGAAGUUGUUAAAGCUUUCUCACCAGAGUCGACUUCUUCCCCACCUGGCGGAGUUGAUGCAGGAGCAUCUGUUUGUUAG